AUGCAUCAACAAUACGGCGACACCCAUAACGUGGCUAUCACCACAAAGACUAAAAAGACUCGAAAGGCACGUGUGGAACCAAUCCCGAAAACAAAGGAUAGGAUCCAAACACGAGCUUCAACGAUGGCAGACGUACUUCAAGAACAAAAUAGCACGAGAUAUGCAACGCACUAUUCGAUGGCAGACGAUCAAAGCUUGCUUAAUGCUAAUCAAGUUUUAUAUCCAAAUAUGAGCCAUGUUCCGACUACAAUACCAUACUCGAUGCCACAACAAAUGACCCAGCCUCCUACGAAUUCUACUACCGAACAGCCUAUGGUGUCAAGGUACAACACUAGAAGGGCAGUACAUAAUUUACCUAUAGUCUCAGAGCCUAGUAUGAGUAGAUAUUACAAUACUCCAAGACCACCAAUUUCACGACAAAGUCAGCGCGCGCAACAGAUGAACACGCCGGUACCUGUUGAAUAUCCAUCAACAAAACAAACAAAAGAACAAAGUGCACAGACAGAUUUAAAUAUCACUGAGGAUGAACAUAAAAUGCUGAAAUUGCUCCGAUCUAAGCGAAUCAUUGAACUAUCACAGUUAAAAGUCAUUAUGGAAAGAAGUAAAAGAUAUGAUCAGAAACCUCUAGAGAAGAUUAAGGAAGACGAACCAGAAGAAGAAACGAUGAUAGCAAAAGAAACUUACAAUCAGAUUAUAGAAUACAGUAAUUUUAGUAAAUGUAAAAUGUUGAACUACAUGAGUUAUUAUGUUAAAUUGCAAGAGAAAACUGCUAUUGCUACGCAGCAACAAACCCAAGCUAUACAGUAUCAGGCCAUGUUCAAUCAAGUCAUGGCCAACCAACUCUUACCACAGGGCCUCUUACAAAGUAACCAACAACAGCCAAUAGAUACACCUAACAUACCGCAGUGGUAUCCAGAACAAAAGCAUCAGGAGAACAUGAGUCCUAAUGAUGAAUUUGUCAAUACUCGAACACCGAACCAACAGCAGGUCCCAGAUGCACCGCUGCUUAAUGAUGGUUUACAGAUCCAGACUCUUAUCGGCCAUAGACCUACUCCACCUCACCGAGUCCCAUAUAUUUCACCACACAUUCUGCAAGCCGCUGCGUUAUGUCUCAAUAAUAAUUACAAUCGCUACGGAAUGUCAGAGUAUUUUCAAAAUCGUCCCUCAAAACAACCUCCAUGGGGGGCCUAA
Messenger RNA from Arctia plantaginis, 1191 nucleotides. The record is from the annotation of a GenBank genome assembly. Lineage: Eukaryota; Metazoa; Arthropoda; Insecta; Lepidoptera; Erebidae.